AUGCCCGCUGCGACCUCAGCUAGCACAUCGCAUCCUCCGUCCACCUCUGGCAACGCCCCGAGGAGGCGCAAGAAUCACAGGGGAGGGAGGAAGAAGAAAGCCAGAAGAAAGUCAUUUGCUCUGCCCGCUGAUGAUAUCGCUCACGACGGCGCCAAUUCGGGCCUGGACGAGCCACAGGCCUUCUAUGCCAGGCCGGGUCGCAACCUGAGCACCACAAGCAUUGACAGCGAGGCCCUGCUAGACCAUCGGGACCAACAGCCGUUCCUUCGACCCAGACGCCCGUCGGUCAUGACAAUGAGCGCGUCCUUUCCGGCCCCACAAUCCGCCUCGAGGUUGAGGACCGCCACCAGGGCGGACAGUGAUGAGGAGGACGAAGGCGCGCCUCUCCUCUCCAGCCCGGUAUUCCAGAGAAGCGAAACCUUCCAGGGGUAUGGGUCGAAUGAUGCUCAGCGGAAGACUGGGCCAGCCGGGCGGCGCGAUUCGAGCAGGGCGAGCAGCAACAAGAGACAGCUUGCCGAUACCUACAACGUCAAUUAUCCUCCCUCUGUUCCAGGAUCUCCGACCCUCCGCCCAUCCGAUCACCCAAUGACCAUGAGUUUUGGUGAUGUGCUCCUGCGUGACGACCUCAGCAGCCCGGGUUCACCUAAGGCGAGCGGGGACGAGGGUGACACCCGACCGUCACCCCUGGAUAGAAGGAAGACCAUUGCCCUGCAAGCCCAAGAAGAUGUGUGCUACCCGCAGGAAGGCUUGUCAGACAUUGGCGACGACGAGCUUGCCGCCAGGGACUCGGCUUACCGCAUGCGGCCUCGUAGGCGUCGCAGGAAGUGGCCGGAUCUUUCCAUCCUGGACGAAUGGAGCCGAUUCGAGAAGGAAGGCCGUAGCGAGGAGCGCCGUGCCAAGAAAAUCACCGAACCACAAUUGAUCAACGGAAGGUUGAGGCCUGUCCAUCGGGGCUGGUUCCAGGCUGAAGAGGAGGCGCCAUACCGCUUCACUUACUUCAACGAAGAGUUUCCGAGCACCAUCCACAGCCAAACCAUUUCGGAGCUCGUACAACCAGGAGGCACAUUCAGAGAGCUUUUCAUUCCCGAUCCCCCGAUUCUCUCGGACACCUCUGACGGCGAGGAGGAAGAGCAAGAGGAGAGUAUUGAUUUACAUCAGGUUCUAGGAGGCCAGGUCGGGAACCCCAAGAUUCCAUCCCGGCAACCAUCUCUUGCAACCGCAACCCAGAUCUCCGCCGAGCGACAACACUCGACUAACAGCGAGGAUACGCAAGCCGGCUCGAGUGAGCAUACUCCGUCACGGCUCAAGUCGCCGGACCCUUUGAAAUCGUCGCAGAACGAAAAGCCGUCCAAGCCUCUCAAAUACGGGGACCGUCCGGUUUGGUGGCUGGACGUUCUUUCACCUACCGAAGCCGAGAUGAAGGUUAUCUCCAAGGCUUUCGGGAUUCAUCCUCUCACGGCCGAAGAUAUCAUGAUGCAAGAGCAGCGAGAAAAGGUCGAACUCUUCCGUAACUACUAUUUCGUCAAUUACCGCUCAUUCGACCAGGACCAGACCAGCGAGAACUUUCUGGAGCCUGUCAACAUGUACGUCGUCGUGUUUCGCGAAGGUGUGCUGAGCUUCCACUUCUCUGUCACUCCGCACCCAGCGAACGUGCGAAGGCGAAUCCGCCAGCUGCGCGACUAUCUUAUCCUUUCCUCCGACUGGAUCUCAUACGCCAUAAUCGACGAUAUCACGGACGUGUUCGGGCCUUUGAUUCAGAACAUCGAAGACGAGGUGGACGACAUCGAUUUCGCCAUCCUGCAGAUGCACUCGGAGGAGGACCAGGCCGCGAAAGACGACAAGCGGCGGCUUACCGAGAAGCCGGAUUCCGCCGAGGUAAAGUCAGCCGAGGCCGGGCGCGACAUGCUCCGGCGCGUGGGAGACUGCCGCAAGAAGGUCAUGUCGCUGUACCGGUUGCUGAGCAACAAGGCCGACGUGAUCAAGGGCUUCGCGAAGCGCUGCAACGAGCAUUGGGAGGUGGCGCCGCGCUCCGAAAUCGGCUUGUACUUGGGCGACAUCCAGGACCACAUCGUGACCAUGACUUCGAACCUGAGUCACUACGAGAAGAUCUUGGCCCGCUCCCACGGCAACUACCUCGCCCAGAUCAACAUCCGCAUGAACGAGCGGCAGGAGCAGACAGCCGACGUGCUGGGGAAGCUGACGGUCCUGGGCACCAUUGUGCUGCCCAUGAACAUUAUUACCGGCUUGUGGGGCAUGAAUGUUUGGGUCCCUGGUCAAGAGCAUGAGGGGGACCUCCGGUGGUUCACUGCCAUCACCGCGUGCUUGCUCAUGUUCGGUGUGGCGUGCUAUUUGAUUGCGAAGCGGGUGUAUAACAUUGUUUGA
Molecule: messenger RNA, 2382 nt
Organism: Parathielavia appendiculata
Lineage: Eukaryota; Fungi; Ascomycota; Sordariomycetes; Sordariales; Chaetomiaceae
Product: cora-like Mg2+ transporter protein
Exons: 3
Coding region: 1-2382 (793 amino acids)
Biological process (GO): magnesium ion transmembrane transport; intracellular magnesium ion homeostasis
Cellular component (GO): fungal-type vacuole membrane
Molecular function (GO): magnesium ion transmembrane transporter activity
Source: RefSeq, a predicted model, not a curated record